Microdochium trichocladiopsis is the source of this 534-nucleotide messenger RNA. RefSeq names its product ankyrin repeat-containing domain protein. Gene Ontology annotation, molecular function: protein binding. NCBI's taxonomy places the organism in Eukaryota, Fungi, Ascomycota, Sordariomycetes, Xylariales, Microdochiaceae. The record is from RefSeq and is a predicted model, not a curated record. Gene Ontology annotation, cellular component: cytoplasm; nucleus. Bases 1 to 534 code for a protein of 177 amino acids. The transcript has 2 exons.
AUGGUUCCUACAGACGACGCUAUCACCAUAUUACCUAAAGUCAACGGCAGCAGCACGGUCAGAAUGAUAGAGGAGCUGAUCGCCAGCGGCGUUGACGCGACGCCGGCAAACGAUGCUAGUCGCACGCCCCUCCACGUCCUCAGCAACAUUCGCCCCGACGUGUUGGACAAUAUCAACCUGGACCGUCCCGGCCAGACGCUAGCCCUUAACGUCCUUCUAGAGCAGCUGAACCGUGCUAGUAAUGCUGCGCCGAGCCGUGUCAACGCGGCUAACGUAGACGGGAUUACGCCUCUCCACCUCGCCGUCGCCACGUCCGCGUAUCACAUCCGGAGGCUACUCGAGUCUGGUGCAGACCUAGCGAGACCUAACAAAGAGGGACGCACACCACUUCAUUACGCGGUACAAGACGCGGACGGCAACGUUGUUAGCAUGCUUCUUCAAGCCGUUGAGGCCAGCCGUGAAAAACAACAGGUCGGCAACAGUCCGCCUGGAUACAGCGCUGCAGUCACGCUUAGGGCGUUUGUCAAUACUUAA